AUGAUCUUCGACCCAGCCCCCAUCGAGCUCCCGGCCUCGUACGAGACUGUCCCAACGUCCGGUCAUAUCAAAAUCUCGCAUCACCCAGCUGGUGCACCAUCAGUAACCCCAGUCAUCGUCGUUACUCUCAACCGACCGGCCAAUAACAAUGCCUUCACUGGGCAGAUGGUCUAUGAUUUCGAAAAGUUCUUCCCCAUGUUCGACGUCGACGAACGGGUCAAGGUUAUUGUCUUAACGGGCGCGGGCAAGAUCUUCUGUGCCGGUGCGGACUUGGAUAUUGGCUUCAGUAGCAACCGAGAACGUCCAGCUGAUCACCGUGAUGGCGGUGGACGUGUUGCACUAGCUAUCCAUCGCUGCCGCAAGCCAACUAUCGCAGCUAUGCAGGGCUCUGCUGUGGGAGUUGGGAUGACCAUGACUCUACCAGCUGUUAUUCGUAUCGCCUACGAAAAAGGAAAGUACGGCUUCGUGUUCGGUCGGCGCGGCAUCAUCAUGGAAUCUUGUUCCUCCUAUUUCCUGCCUCGCUUGAUCGGCUUCUCGAAUGCCAGCUAUCUCGUGAGCACUGGUGGUGUCUUUCCACCCAAUUCGAAGCAUUUCGGCGAUUUAUUCAAUGAAAUUCUGCCCGAUCCCUCACAGGUUCUACCCCGGGCGCUCGAACUAGCCUCGGAGAUUGCAGAAAAUGUCAGCCCGACGUCGCAGUAUCUUAACCGUGCCCUGAUGUGGCGCAAUCCUGGGACUGCAGAGGAGGCUCAUCUGUUGGAAUCGGCUGUCAUCUGUCACACUUUUGGCUCAGAGGAUCAGAAAGAAGGUGUCAAGGCCUUUUUCGAGAAGCGUAAACCAACUUUCCGGGCGAAUUUGGAUGAUGACCCGCCUGUUAAUAUGCCAUGGUGGAGUGAAGUCGAUACCGGGCGAAACCCAAAGGCAAAGGCUCCGUCAAAGUUGUAA
Penicillium subrubescens is the source of this 942-nucleotide messenger RNA. RefSeq names its product enoyl-CoA hydratase/isomerase family protein. The record is from RefSeq and is a predicted model, not a curated record. NCBI's taxonomy places the organism in Eukaryota, Fungi, Ascomycota, Eurotiomycetes, Eurotiales, Aspergillaceae. Bases 1 to 942 code for a protein of 313 amino acids. The transcript has 4 exons.